GCAGAUAUCAACGAUGGAUGGCGUCACCGUCGCUUUGUUGUGUGUGGCGAUAGCGACACUGCUUGUCGCCAAAUACUUCUACGUGCCGCGACGACAACGCGAUCUGCUGGAGAAAAUCCCCGGCCCGCCCCUCAAGCCGGUGAUUGGCACUUUCCUCGGGAAUCUUUUGGACAUGUACCGUCCGACGCAGGCAGAGUUUUUCAAGAGUAAUCAAGCAAUGAACAGGAAGUACGCGGCUGAAGGUGGAAUCGUGCGUUUCUGGAUCGGACCUUACGGCUUUGUCAGAAUCACACGAGCGGAGACGGCCGCGGUAAUUCUGAAGAACAACAAGCAUAUAGAGAAAUCUAAAGACUAUGACUUUAUACGGCCUUGGUUAUGCGAGGGUCUAAUCACCAGCUCGGGAGAAAAAUGGUUCAAACGUCGGCGACUUUCUGACGCCUGCUUCCAUUUCAAAAUCCUGAACGACAGCGCGCCAAUAAUCAGCGAACAGAGCGCCAUCUUGUGUUCGCUAUUGGAAGAGAAAGCCGAUGGGAAAACCGUGUUUGAUUUCGCCACGUACAUGUCUGUCUACGGCCUGGACGUGAUUGGCGAAAUGGCUAUGGGCAAAAAGCUACACGCACAGACGACAGGAAAAGCCAGCGACUACGUGACGUCCGUGUUUUGGAUGGUAACCAUUAUGAUGAAGCGAAUGAAAUCACCAUGGUUGUGGAGUGACUUUAUUUUCCAUCUGACGGCGGACGGCAAAAGAACCCAAAGAGUCUGUCUAUUUGCACGAAUUUACAACGAAGUACCUGUAAUUCACGAGAGAAGUGAAGCCCUUCAGCUAGAGAUCAAGGCGAAUGCGGCAGGUGCGGACGAAGAGUCACUGUUUGCUGGCAAACGCAAGGCAUUCCUAGACAUCCUGCUCAUGGCUAAGAAGGAUGGUCAGCCACUGAGCCUGGAGGACAUCAGGGAGGAAGUGGACACGUUUUUGUUUGCGGGGCAUGAUACGACGGCUGUGGGUAUCAGUUGGAAUAUGUACACCAUAGGACGCAAUCCUGACGUCCAGAAAAAAAUCCAAGAGGAACUGCAUAGUAUAUUCGGUACGUAUAGAGCUUGUAAGAUGAACUACUUGGAACGUGUGAUGAAGGAGACGCUGCGUCUGUACCCGUCGGUGCCGGCAGUGUCGAGAAUGCUGGACAGCGACGAGACGAUCGGUGGCUACCUCGUGCCGAAGGGCACCACCGUGCAGAUGGCCCAGUACACGAUCCAGCACUCUCCGAACGAAUAUCCGGACCCGGAGCGCUUCGAUCCGGAUCGAUUCCUGCCGGAGAACGCCGUCGGACGGCAUCCGUACGCGUUUCUGCCGUUCUCGGCCGGUCCGCGAAACUGCAUCGGUCAGAAGUUUGCUUUGCUGGAGGAGAAGGGAACGCUAUCAUCUCUGCUGCGUCGCUUCCACGUCAAUGCCGUCGUUCCCGAGAACGAGCUGGUACUCAUUCCGGAAGUGACGUUACGUUGCGAAGGCGGCAUCAGAGUAAUCCUGACUAAGCGGAGGACAGCCGACGCGACAGUCGACGGUUAGCAGCGCAUGCGCAAUCGCACGAGGCACGCGCGAGAGCUGUGGAGGAGAAGACUACGAAGGACUAGGAACGUCACGAAGCUGCGGAGUCACGACGCGAAGAGACGCCGGCGGUUGCGACGUGUCGCAGACGAUCUCGCGUCACGACGGUCGCACGUGACCGCCAUGACGCGGCGCGCGAAGCGAUGACGUCACCGCGAUUUGUGGCAUCACAGAGAGCGAUGACGUCAUCGUGAUUUGUGACAUCACCGAGACUGAUGACGUCACCGUGAUUUCAUAUAUCGGCCGCCAUCUUGUGACGUUUGUGGUGAUACGGUGAUUGCAGGCCUUAUGAGCUUGGGGGGGGAGGGCGGUAAAAUCAGUAGAUUUAAACAGCGCGUUAUCAUUCUAGCUAUCGUACCCGUUCAUUGUAACAUAUACACGGGUCGCCACCACUCAUUUCUAACUUGUUACUAUUAGAAACGCGCUUUUCGUUAUAACGGAAGACUCAUCAGAUAUAGGUUUUAGGUGGGUUUUUUUCAAUUCCAAUUCGUAUUUAGAAAACGAAGAUGAAGAAGAAAGAGAAAUGUUGUUGCAUUUGUAGGAGGCAAGGCGUAUUUGUGACUAUUGUAGAUUUUUUCCCGUUAUAAAGGAAUAUAGACGUAUGGCCAAUAUAGCUUCCGCGGUUGUUACUUGGUGAUGCUGCUUUUGUUUACUUAUCUGUGUUGAUUAAAAGUCUCAUUGAAUAAAAAUCUA
This is a messenger RNA of Priapulus caudatus, 2293 nucleotides long. Its product is annotated as cytochrome P450 4C1-like. Gene Ontology annotation, molecular function: oxidoreductase activity, acting on paired donors, with incorporation or reduction of molecular oxygen; monooxygenase activity; heme binding. NCBI's taxonomy places the organism in Eukaryota, Metazoa, Priapulida, Priapulimorpha, Priapulimorphida, Priapulidae. The record is from RefSeq and is a predicted model, not a curated record.